Colius striatus (speckled mousebird) is the source of this 1380-nucleotide messenger RNA. Its product is annotated as dynein regulatory complex protein 10. The record is from RefSeq and is a predicted model, not a curated record. The coding region runs from base 106 to 1380 and encodes 424 amino acids. NCBI's taxonomy places the organism in Eukaryota, Metazoa, Chordata, Aves, Coliiformes, Coliidae. Gene Ontology annotation, molecular function: protein binding. The transcript is spliced from 4 exons.
GCAGAGGGACCUUCAUGUUCUUUAUCUGAGCCUCAUCUUGUGUAAAAGAUUUCGUGUCCUUCUGAGACCUCAAAACACUCAACUCAUCAGUGUUCAACCAAAUGCAUGGCAACAGGGGACCCAGCUGUGCUCCAAGUACCAUCUCAGGAUGUGAAGCAAAGAAACAAGCCCUUGGUGACAGGCAUGGCAACUCCACAGAAGCCAACAACAGCGUUAGAUGCCAUGAAGAUUUUAGAUCCACGCGGGUUAAAACCUCAGAGCGUGGAGGUGGAGAGAAUCAUAAAUGUCUUGGAUGAGACAAUCGCCAAGGUGGAGAUGAGCAGCCUGAUCCCACGUGUCACUGACUCUCUGGAUAUGUUUGCUGAUAUGCUGGGACCUGACACCACAGCCAGCCUGAUGCAGCACCAAAAGCUUUCAAAUGAAAUGGAGCAGCUGCUUGCCAGCUCUGAAGGAGAGGCCGCUGUGACAGCCGAGGAACGACGGCGCCGUCUCUGCUCGCUACAGCAACGCCUCAGAUGCUCUGUGAGAAACGUCCUGAGGCUCUCACUGGCCAACCCUUCACUUUGCCAGCUUCUGAAACAUGAAGCUCAGGCAAGAGAGUCGCCAGACAAAGUGUUUAGCAAAGCAUUUGAGCAGUUCAGGAAGCUCAUGCUGGAGAGACUCCUGGCUGUGGGAGACAAAGAAAAGGUUCCAUUCGUGGCAGACAUCUCCCUCCAGGUGAAGGAGAACACAGAAGCAAUUGCAGCUUUACAGGCAGAGCUGGCAGCAGCACUCCAGACUCGAGAGGAGGAGGUUCCCAAGAAGGACAAUGUGAUUGAAGGCCUCAAAAGGAGCAUGCAAGAGGACAGCAAGGCUGCCAUCCAGCACAUCAAGCAGGAAGGUGAAAACCAGGAGAACAAGGAGCUGCAAGCCUCCCAUGCCAGGUGUGCCAGCCUCCAUCAGGAGACUGAGCAGCUGAGAGCACAACUCGAUGCACUUAGAGUGGAGCAUCAAGCAUCAAGGCUGGCUCUCAGGAAGAUGGACUACAGAGCUAAGAUGAGGAUUGUGAACUGGAUCCAGAACUAUGACACAGACAUGGAAGAAAAACAGGCUGAGUAUGAGGCAGUUGAUGCUGCUUUUGCUGAGGAGAGGGCCCAGCUGUCCCUGCUGACAGAGAAACAGGCUCUGCUUCUGCCAGAGUAUUCCCAGAUUGAGGAGGAGCUGGCCACCAUGACCCUCGCUGCCACCCGCAUCCAGGCCUUUUGGAGAGGCUACUUGGUCCGGUCUCUCUUCAAGUCAAAAGGGAAGAAGAAGACGGAGAAGAAGAAGGAGAAGAAGGAGAAGAAGAAGAAGGAGAAGAAGGAGAAGAAGAAGGGCAAGGUCAAGAAGGCCAAGAAAUAA